Molecule: messenger RNA, 3743 nt
Organism: Myxocyprinus asiaticus (Chinese sucker)
Lineage: Eukaryota; Metazoa; Chordata; Actinopteri; Cypriniformes; Catostomidae
Product: inositol polyphosphate-5-phosphatase A-like
Exons: 16
Coding region: 352-1590 (412 amino acids)
Biological process (GO): phosphatidylinositol dephosphorylation
Molecular function (GO): inositol-polyphosphate 5-phosphatase activity
Source: RefSeq, a predicted model, not a curated record
UACGGGACUCACUCCAGCAGCAGUGUGUCCUCCUUAAACAAACCCGAGCAAUGCGCUUAUUUCCCGCACCCAUCGCCAGGGAGACACGCUCCGCGAUGAAAUGAGCCGUUUAAACCGGGAAACUUUUCAAAUCAUGGCCGAGACGGUGGAAAAGUAAAGUGAGACGCCUUGAGUACGGACUGCGCGCUGCUUUUGCGUACUACAUGCACACGAGUAUGCACGAGCCCAGCUGAUCGAGACUCGAACCCCGGCGUUUGACACGAAGAACCGUUAUCACUCGACUCGACAUUACUGUUCACUCCAGAAACGGCUGAAAUUAGCUAAUAAGUGCAGUUCCUGAGAUAAUUAAGGAUGGCGGGGAAGCUGACAGCUCAAGGCGCGGGAAUAUUGCUGGUGACGGCCAACGUUGGAUCGCUGUUUGAAGAUCUGGAGAAUCUACAGAAGACGUGGCUGCGGGAGUUUUACCAGACCGUUCAAGCACACAGGCCUCAUUUUGUGGCGGUUCACUGUCAGGAAGUUGGUGGGAAGAAUUAUGAAGCGUCCAUGACGCAUGUGGACAGCUUCAUCAAAGAGCUGCUGUCCAGUGAAGCCAUGAAGGAGUUCAACCGAGCGCGCGUCUACCUCGACAAGAACUACAAAUCACAGGAGCAGUUCACAGCACUGGGAUGUUGCUACUUCCUCCACGAAUCUUUGAAAAACAUCCAGCAGUUUGAUUUCAAAGCCAAGAAGUUCAAGAAGGUGGUUGGUAAGGAGAUUUACUCUGACACGCUGGCGAGCACCGGCAUGCUGGAGAAAGAGAAGUUUCCUCAAGACUAUUUUCCUGAGUGUAAGUGGUCCAGGAAAGGCUUUAUCAGAACUCGAUGGACUUUGGCUGACUGUGCCUUCGACCUGGUCAACAUCCACCUGUUUCAUGAUGCAUCUAAUUUGGUGGCGUGGGAAAAAAGUCCCUCUGUCUAUUCAGGCACGCGACAGAAAGCACUCGGCUACAUACUGGACAGGAUCACAGAUCAGCGUUAUGAGCGGCUGCCGUAUUUCCUCUUCGGUGACUUUAACUUCAGGUUGGACUCCAAGCAGGUUAUUGAGAGUCUGUGCUCGACUGCCACCAUGCAGACGGUGAGAGCGGCCGACACCAAUGAAGUGGACAAACUCAUCUUUAGAGAAUCAGACAAUGACCGCAAGGUCGUCUUACAGCUGGAAAAGAAGUUAUUUAACUACAUAAAUCAGGAUGUUUUCCGGGAAGACAAUGGAACUCUGCUUUUAGUGUAUGAUAAGGAGCUGUCCGUCUUUAAAGACCGUCUUCAUGAGCUGGAGAUCUCGUUUCCUCCCAGUUAUCCGUACAGUGAAGACAGCAGUCAGGGGAAGCAGUACAUGAACACUCGAUGUCCCGCCUGGUGUGACCGAAUCCUGAUGUCUGCCUCGGCCAAAGAUCUGCUCAUAAAGUCAGAGAAUGAGGAGAAGUCAAUAACAUAUGACAACAUUGGACCCAACGUCUGUAUGGGGGACCACAAGCCGGUCUACCUGUUCUUUCGGUUAAGCACAGGGGCAGGUAAACCUCAUGCACAUAAGCACAAGUGUUGUGUGGUGCAGUGAUGUGGGAGAUGUUGCCAAAGGCUGGAGAAGAUUUCAUGAAAAGCACCCCUGUGAGAAACAGUUGGAUGGACGGACACACACACACACACACACUCACACAGAAGAGCCUGUAGAGACUUCAGCAGGAUUGUCCGGUCGCAUUUAUCGCAGUGCUGUCGCAUCCAUAGAAACGACACAUUUACACAUCAUGAACGCUUCAAGAGUUCACAGACGCACGUGUUCUGCAUCGCUGCAUUUCCUCGAAACACCACGAGACAUUGUCACACAUCUUUGCCUUGUUUCCAAAACUCUAAUAGAACAUGAGAAAUACUCUACAGAUUUUAAAAAGCAUACUUGCAAGUUUUAGAUACGUAUCUCUCUACAUAUGAUGAGCUUCUUCCAUACAGUAUAUAAGAUGUUUUAAAAAGUGCAAUGCAAACAAUGUUGUUGUAUAUCUCUAUUAUUAAGUUUAUUUGUACAUUGGAAUAUAACAUAGAGGCGUGUUGAGUUUUAGUGCUGUUUUCUAGACUUCCUCUGUUAGAAUAGAUAGGUUUAUUCUUUGCAAAUAUUUGUAUGAUUUUUUUUUUCUUUUAGUUUGUUUGGGUUUGAUUUUUUGCCGACUUGUGUCGUAACACUCUGCCAUGCCUCUACAGCCUCUCAUUUUAUAUACUGUAUUUUUUAAAGAGAUAAUUUAUAAUACGUACCAAAAUUAUGCUGAUUAUGAGACAAACGGCUGCUUUGGUGUUUUGUCAGCUCAAAUGUUUGAAUAGUUAUAAACAAAUAUCUAAUACCACAUCAUAUUUUUCAACAGAUGCCAUUUUAGCCAAUAUGAUAUAUAUAUAUAUAUAUAUAUAUAUAUAUAUAUAUAUAUAUAUAUAUAUAUAUAUAUAUAUAUAUAUAUAUAUAUAUAUAUAUAUAGCCAGUUUAAAGUGUUUUUUCUUUCCUUAAAGCAGUGCCAUAAGCCAUGCAAAUAUAUAAGAUAGUUUGGUAUAUCAGUCAUGCUCGGUUAUUCCAGUACUGUUCUUACUCUUAACUUAUUUCUGUGUAAUAAUGAUAAGGUUCUGAAUGUGAUGUUUUAAAUAGGCUUGGGUAUCUUAAAAUAGCUGAAUCCUUUUUCUUUUUCUUUCUCUUUGUUUUUCUUUGUAAGAUUAUUUUUGUUAUCUUAUUGUGUCAUGAUGCCAACUGUUGAACACACAGUCAAAUGUAGAGUUUGAGUUCAUCCUCACAUUGUGCAGUCCAGCUUUAAGGGGGAAAAUACUCUAAAAAUUAAGGCCCGGGAGGAAUAGCUUUUCAGUGUACUUUACAGUGUCCAUUUUACACACAUUAUACAUUUAUAUGUUAAAUUACUAGUAACUGUAAUAAUGUGUAAUCACACGCUGUUCCACAUAUUAAGUACAUGUUGUUAGAAUUGCUCAGUAUUAACAAAAUUACAAUGUAACAUGAACACUGUAAAGUCAAAUGUUACAAUUUCCGAUGAAUUCCUUCAAAGCUGUUUAAAUGUCCCCUACUAUUGAUUUCAUUCAUUACACUACAGAGAAUCCACUCGAUUGAUCCUUGAUUUCUAAAUCACCAUCAGUGGGAAUGAUUUUGUGUCACCUUGACAGUAAUUUGGUUAGAUAAAACUGCUUGUUAACAGUUUUUUUCCUGCAAGUCAGGUGAUACAAUUCACUCUUUUCUUUAAGCAGAUAAAGAUGAGACCUCAUGGAUGGCAAGACCUCCAAAAGCAAUAAAACCAUCUGAAUUCAAUGGAUGAAUGAAUGAAUGAGUGCCUCUUUGUCAUUAGUCAAGCAAACCCGUAAUCCCACCAAAUACAGCUAAACCAGCUUUGGCAUUUAUAUAUUUUACAUCAUUAUAGAUGAUGAUGCCUAUAGGGUAAGAAAUAAUAUUAUAAAGAUGUUUUGUGGUUGUUUAUAAUUAUUAUUACAAUCAUUAUCAUUCGUAAUGAAUAUUGUUCUCAUAUUGUAAUUAUAUUGCUGAAAUGAAUGUGAUAUUAUUGAAAAUAUUAUUAUAUUGGUAUGACGGAAUGGCCAGCUCCAGGAUGUCCUGCUUAAAAUGUCUCAGGAGAAAAUCGCAUGCGUGGAAAGACACUUGUGUCAUCACAUGACAAUUGCAAAACAGUCUCACACAUGUAUCAUAAUGUUCAGAAAACACUUAUUAAACAUUCAUUUGUACAA